GGGUAACCGACGCGCAAACUUCCCGACGGCGAUGCAAGUGGUGUACGAUGUCGGGUCGUGGCGCAUCACGGACGACGGCCAAGUGUACCGGCGCGGCAAACUCCGCUUUGCCAACGGCGACCUGUAUGAUGGCGAAUGGAUGGACGGGAAGCGCCACGGCCAAGGCAAGUUUACGUACCAGAACGGGUCGACCUACACGGGCGAGCUCGUGGCCAACCUGUACAAUGGGUGUGGGGUGCUCGUGGUGGCCGAUGCCAAGCACCCGUUCACGGGCAAAUGGGUCAAAGGAUCAACGUACGACGGUCAGUUUCAGAGAGGAAAGAAGCACGGGAAGGGCCUCGUCGUGUUUGGCGAAGGCGGGUCGUACGACGGCAUGUUUCACGACAAUGCGUUCCACGGCGACGGUUUGCGUUGCUAUGCCAACGGCGAUCGAUACGAAGGCGAGUGGAGGCAUGGGUCGUGGUGGGGCCUCGGCCAUCUCCGCCGAGUCGACGGCGAGUCGUAUCGUGGCGAGUGCAAGCGCGGACUCUUUCACACGGGAGCGCUUGGUGUCGGCCGACGGACGUUUCGCAGAGGUCACGGGUCAUACGAAGGCGGGUACCGCGACGGUCUCCAACACGGCAAAGGGCUGCGAGUGUUUGCCGACGGCUCGAGCUACGAAGGCGACUGGGUCGACAACGUCAUGCAUGGAAAUGGCGUGUGGUCGACGGCAGCAUUCACGUACAUCGGGGAGUUUCAACAUGAUCGGCCCCACGGCCACGGCCUCUUUACCUUUACAAAUGGAGACGUGUACGAGGGGUCUGUGCGCGAAGGCCACUUUUAUGGCCGCGGCAAGUAUACGUACAAGGAUGGAAGUUGGUACGACGGCGAGUACAUGGCGACUACGACCACGAUGACCAGCAAUACAGCCAAGCAGCAAACGGUCAAGGAGGUGCCGCUGCCCAACGGCCUCAAGCAUGGCCAAGGACGUCGCAGGUGGGUGAAUGGGAAUGAGUACGACGGCGAGUGGAAGGACGACGCAAUGCACGGACAGGGCCGCUUAACGGUGACAUAUACCACCAACGGAUGUGCAUUGCGCACGGAAUACGAUGGCGCGUUUGCAAAUGGCAGACCGAGCGGCCAUGGCACGUUGAAAGCAUGGAACCCCGAUGGAAUUUGCAUGGAGUUUCCGUCUGCAAGCGGCAAUUGGUACCGCGGACGAGGAACCUGCACAUACACUGGUGAUUUUGCCAAUGGUUUGUUCCAUGGCCAAGGCACACUCACGACUUGCGACGGGCGCCGAUACGAAGGUUCGUGGCAACGCGGCAAGCGCCAUGGCCACGGUCGCAGCGACUUGAUUCCCCUCGUCGAACAAGGAGACGAAGCACGCAUGCAUAUCAAGGGCAGCAGCGCUCUCUAUCGGAUCGCUCGAUACGACGGCAUGCACGAACAGGAUAAGCGACAGGGAUUUGGCAAAGCGUACUUUAGCAACGGCGAAUCCAUCGAAGGCACGUUCGUGAACGGUCAAGCUGACGGCAUCGCGACUUACGUCUACACAUCUGGCAAGCGAAGGCGAGGCUCGUGGAAGCUGGGGCAGCGCGUUGCAUGGCUGAGCAACGACGACGACGCGAAAUGGGCCGGGGUGGACAAAGCGGUGGACUUGAGCAUGGCCGCCUUUUCCCGGCGGAAAUCGAGCUGCGAUCUUGAAAGGACUACAACGUGAUUGGCUAAAACAUUUAAAACAAUUUGAUUGGAU
This is a messenger RNA of Aphanomyces invadans, 1735 nucleotides long. RefSeq lists its product as hypothetical. Gene Ontology annotation, cellular component: cytosol. The coding region runs from base 32 to 1702 and encodes 556 amino acids. The record is from RefSeq and is a predicted model, not a curated record. The transcript is spliced from 3 exons. NCBI's taxonomy places the organism in Eukaryota, Oomycota, Saprolegniomycetes, Saprolegniales, Verrucalvaceae.